AUGGCGGAAGCUGUUUCAUCCCAUCGCCUGCUGAACAGAGUUUGCAUCGUAACCGGAUCAUCAUCCGGACUCGGUCGAGCAAUUUCUUUGGCGUAUGCGCGAGAGGGCGCCUUUCUCGCUUGUGUUGACUUGAGACCAGAUGCGCGACAAGAGAUAGAGGCUGAGCGGGGGAUCGAUACGGAUGCCUUAAUUCGACAGAAAGGAGGGAGAGCUGUGUAUAUCAAGGCGGAUGUGAGUCUUGCUCUCGAGGUAGAAGAAAUGGUAAAAGCGACGGUUGCAGAAUAUGGUCGCAUCGACGUGUUGGUCAACAAUGCUGGUAUCUCCAUCGAGGCUGGGAAGAAGGCCCUUAGGAUCCACGAGACACCGGAGCAAUGGUGGGACUUGACGAUGGCAGUUAACACCAAAUCGGUAUUCCUCGCUAGUAAAUACGUGAUUGCUCAGAUGCUGUCUCAAGACAAGCUCGUUUCCGGAGAUCGCGGCUGGAUCAUCAACCUAUCCUCCAUAUAUGGCCUGGUUGGGGGUAAAGAGAUUCCAUGCUAUGCCGCUUCUAAAGGAGCUGUAACGAAUCUGACGAGGCAGAUUGCGAUGGACUAUGCUAAGGAUGGCAUCCACUGCAACGCUAUAUGCCCGGGAUACACCGCGACAGCCAUCUUUGAAAAUACGACCCGAAUCCAUGACGCCGAGGAGAUCGGGCAGCGUCACCCAUUGCAUGGCAUUGGUAUGCCAGAGGAUAUAACUGGAGCUGCUGUAUUCCUCGCAAGCAGCGAAGCACGCUGGAUCACCGGUGCUAUGUUGUCAGUGGACGGAGGAUACACCGCUCAAUGAC
Molecule: messenger RNA, 826 nt
Organism: Trichoderma citrinoviride
Lineage: Eukaryota; Fungi; Ascomycota; Sordariomycetes; Hypocreales; Hypocreaceae
Product: NAD(P)-binding protein
Exons: 4
Coding region: 1-825 (274 amino acids)
Molecular function (GO): oxidoreductase activity, acting on the CH-OH group of donors, NAD or NADP as acceptor
Source: RefSeq, a predicted model, not a curated record